Molecule: messenger RNA, 639 nt
Organism: Manduca sexta (tobacco hornworm)
Lineage: Eukaryota; Metazoa; Arthropoda; Insecta; Lepidoptera; Sphingidae
Exons: 2
Coding region: 66-569 (167 amino acids)
Source: RefSeq, a predicted model, not a curated record
AGAAAUAUCGAGUAUUAGACUUGUUAUCAGUAAUAGCAAACAUACGCCCAAAAACAAAUCGUAAAAUGGCCUCUGUGCUUAUACUUUUAUUCUGCUUUUCAUUAACAAAGGCUACACUAUCCCUUCACAGCAAUUGGAUGCCACCUGCACCGUAUCAUUUACCACCUAGCCAAUUGGAUCCAACGACACCAAACAUUUGGACCAAUCAACCAACAUGCAAGUCUGCUAAUGCCCAAGUGUACUUCUUACCCACUGCACCAAAACCAGCUAAAGUGACAGUUUUGACGGAACCAGCCAAAGUUAUACCAGGAGCACAGGAAAUUAAAGAAAUUAAUAAAGACAAAACAUCGUUGGGUGUUCCGCCUCCGCCGCCACCUUCCCCUGUACUUCCAGGGGUUCUAGAUAAGAUACCUACUAUUAUUCCACCUGUAGAAACAUCAUGUCCAUGUUUAAAUAGGAAAUCUAAAAUUCUGGAGCAAAUAUUUGAAAGGACCUCCAGCGUGCUGCCCAAUGCAUUUAAUUAUGAUCAAGAUUUGCUGAAUGGAUUUUUGAGCAGUUUAGGUUUGUAGUAUUGGUAAUAAUAUAGAAUGGUAUAUUGUUAUAAAUUAUUUCUAUUUAAAAAAUAUUAUAUUUAAGUGA